AUGGAAAAUGUAUUGCACAUAGAAAAGAUAUCUCCCAGGAUUACUAUUGCUGACUUUAAAGGCAACCCAACCACUACAGUCAUAUUUUGCUAUAGUCCCCACAACAGUAGCAGUGAAGAGGAACUGAAUGAUUUUUACAGCACUUUGCGUUCUUCCUUGGAGCAAGUUCCUGCUCACAACUUUCUCUUAGUCGCAGGGGACUUCAACGCUAAACUUGGAGCAGAUGAUGCCAAAUUUACCUUUCACUUAGAAACCAAUCGCAACGGAGAGCAUCUGGUAGACCUAGCUGAAGAAUUUAGUCUCUUCGCAGCUAACACUAGAUUUAAUAAAAAUAAGAACCAUCUAUGGACCUUCGAGUAUCCAAAUGGCAGCAGAACCCAACUAGACUUUAUUAUGGUCCGUAAAAAGUGGCGUAACAGUGUCAAAGACUACAGAGCAUAUUCAUCUUUCUCCUCUGUUGGAUGUGAUCAUAGAAUCGUCUCUGCCUCCAUCAAACUUAGUUUAACAGUUUCGAAGAAAACAACUGUAGAUCCAAUGAAGUCAAUUGACUGGAAGUCAGUUCAGAGGGACAAGGACUCAUCAACUCAGCACUCUGUAAACGUGUUUAACAGAUUCCAAGAACUCACUCAGUCUAACGCAGAAGUUUCAUUAGAUUCAACCAACAUUGACCUGAUCUACGGAAAUCUGAUUAAGGCAAAUGAGAAGGUUGCACUAUCUACACUCCCCAAAAAGCACAAGUCACAAAAGAAACCAGUAAGUUUAGAUUCAAAAGUUGUUGAUGCUCGUGAGAAGCUCAAACAAAUCAUAUCAACCGAUCACUGCGACCCUUCUCAGAGUAACAAAAAGAAUAUUGCAGAAGCCAAGAAGUCCCUCGACCUAGCUUAUCUAGAGGUAGAAGAAGCUUACAUCAAAGGAGAAAUAGCCAAAACUUCUCAUCUUCAUAUCAACCAGCAACACUCUGCAGCCUGGAAGAACAUAAGGCAACUAGCGGGAAAAGGCUCACAACCCCCACCUUCAGUCAAAGGUGGCAGCCGAGAACAACGACUUGCUAACUGGCACUCUCAUUUUAAACGCCUCUUGGGCAGUCCCGCAAGUCUUCCAGAUAAUAUGUCACUUCCGAAAGUUCGAGUCAGUCAAACCUUAAAUAUAUCAACAGGCCUUUUUACAAGUGCAGAGUCAAGAUACCUGCUAUCCUCUGGAAAGACCCAAUCUUUCAUCAAUUACUUCUUGAUCUCUGCAAUUAUGCAAAGACCAGCCAUAUUUCACCAACCAUCUGGUUAA
Xenia sp. Carnegie-2017 is the source of this 1281-nucleotide messenger RNA. RefSeq lists its product as uncharacterized. Gene Ontology annotation, molecular function: catalytic activity. Gene Ontology annotation, biological process: chromatin remodeling. Bases 1 to 1281 code for a protein of 426 amino acids. NCBI's taxonomy places the organism in Eukaryota, Metazoa, Cnidaria, Anthozoa, Malacalcyonacea, Xeniidae. The record is from RefSeq and is a predicted model, not a curated record. The transcript has a single exon. Gene Ontology annotation, cellular component: nucleus.